UGACAUAUUUAACACUACCCGGGCACUUGCAGAUUUGUCAACAAACUAGGAAUUGGAAUUUACGAGUUCUUCCAUAUUUCAACUACUCAAAAACUGUUAACAAUUUAAAAAAUCGAUACAUAUAAUAUUUAUAGAUGAAUUGGCUCAGUAAAGUGUGCCAAACAUAUCUUUUUAAAGUUUAAUGGGGCGUUUCCAUUGUGCAAAAAGUGAAAUGUACUGAUGAAGUUGACAAUUCAUAUUUUUUUAAGUAUACACAUAUAUACUCUUAAAUGGUAUUUUAGUUAAAUUGAAAAAUUAAACGAGUUUACAGUUUCCAACCAGGAGCAAUGAAUAAGGACCCUUAAUAUUGAUAUGACUAAUCAAAAAAGCAUGUGCAUAUUAGUAGUAAAUACAAAAUAAUGAAAUAGUAUGCUGUCAAAGAAAAAAGAAUCAUCAUCAGGUAUCAACGAUGGUAUUGCAGGGAAAUAUGUCAAGAGAGACACACCUCCUAUGCUCAGAAAUUAUCACACACCUGUACGUCAAACUGUCAGACGAAGUGUAAAAACUCCAGCGUUUUAUGCACCACAACAAGCAGCAACAAAUUUAAUAUCAUACAGACCUCCAAGUGUGCAUCCACCACCGACAAACCAUGAUCUCCGUAAUUUUCCACAAACACAACGUCCAUCUAGAUUACCUAGUCAAACUUUUGGUCAUCUUUCAACAGGUAUACAAAACCUUAACAUAUCGGAGAGGAAUGCUCAAACAGGUUCAAAUAGUUCGUUAGAAACUGGAUCAGAAAGUGGUCAGUCUUCAUCAUCUGGAUACCAAUCAGGAAAUACUGGUGUCAGAAAGUUGUCUGGAAAUGUUCCAAGUUUGGGAACUGUUGGAGAAGAUUUUGAUGACAACUCAAAUUAUUACCAUGGCAACUUCAACACAGAGGCUUACAGCCAGUAUGAUGAGAAUUAUCAGAUACAACAACAUCACCAGGAGAUUAGAAAUCUGUAUGCUCAGAAAAAUAUGUCAACCCAGCAGAAUUUAUACACAUCUGCCCAGAGAGACAAUCCAAUUACAGUAACAUCAGCUUCAGGUGGAUUUUGUGGACAAGACAUGCUAUUACCUCAUGGAUGGUCAAUUGACUGGACAGUCCGAGGACGCAAAUAUUACAUUGACCACAAUACUCACACCACACACUGGAGUCAUCCAUUAGAGAAGGAGAGUCUUCCUACUGGUUGGGAGAGGAUAGAAUCAAAAGAAUUUGGAGUGUAUUAUGUCAAUCAUAUAAAGAAAACAGCUCAGUAUCCUCAUCCAUGUGCACAAAGUAUACCAAACAUGCACAGUUUCCAACAUCCAUUACCAGGUGCAUUGGAGUACAGACCAUCUAUAGCUAGACAGCCCAAUGUUCUAGUCCCAGCGAACCCAUAUCUAAAUUCAGCAAUUCCUCAAUGGUUACAUGUAUACUCUAGAGGUGCUCCUGAACAUGACCAUAAACUAAAGUGGGAUUUAUUCCGUUUAAAUGAACUAGAACAUUUUGAUGCCUUGCUAGUACGAUUGAAUAGACAAGAUAUAGAAGACAUUGUCCUGAAAUAUGAACAUUUUAGAUCGGCUUUGGUGAUAGAAAUGGAAAGAAGAAGGCAGGAAAAAGAAAUUGAGAUGCUAAAACAAUCAGUUGAAAAUCCACAGCUUCCUGUAUCAACGACUGGGAAUAAAAUGUUACCUUUCUCUAUAAUGAACAAUCCAAUGGGGCAAAAUUUUCCAAUAAAUCCAAUGGGGAACGAUCAGUUUCUGUCUCAAAAACCUGAAUCUAAGCAAAUGUUGUACAUGCAAAGUCAUGUUAAUGAACAACCUAAGACUUCUGUGAUAUCAAAUGAUCAUCCUCGUGUUGGACAACCACAGUUGAUAUACAGUCAGCCUACAGCAAUGUAUGGUCCCAACAGGAUAAUGGUCAAUCGAGAUCUAGAACAAGAACAUUUAGAACUUCAACGAGAGAUGCAAUUACAGUCACAACAACAACAAAGAAUUCAACAUCUUCAACAACAGUAUCAGCAGCUUUUACAACAGUACCAUGCCCAGCAUAAUCAACCUUUGAAUUCACCUACCACCGCUAAUGUCUCUGUUUAUUCACCUUCAAUACAAUAUAGACAACCCAUGCAACAAGUUCAACUCAGACAACCAGUAACGCAGCCACAGUUACAGUCUCAUAUGCAAAUGCAUAGGCCUCCACCUUCCCUUUCUCCUGCAAUGCAGGAUCAAACAGUUUAUGGACAGCUGCAGCCUCAAUCUAUGCAAAUUAUGAGGUACCAGCAACCCCCUGUUCACAUCCAACAAUCUGUGCCUUUCAUACAGCAGCCAAUUCUUUCUCACCAUGGUCAAUCAACAACAUCUCAGCAACAGGUGAACUUAACACAGCAUAUUACACAAUCAGCACCUCAGUCUCAAGGAAACCCUAGUCAACUUAUCAACCAAUCAGCUCCUCAGUUGCAAAAUUCUUCUCAACAUAUCAACCAAUCAACACAGCACUCUCAACAAAACAUGCAUAUGAUACAGAAUGAGCAGUCAGGCAUUACAGCAGCUCAGGGUCAACAGACAUCUAGAGCAUUAACUCAGAAUAUUGAAACAAAAGUUUAAUGUUAGUACUGGUUAACUUCAUAGGCAUUUAUAAACUGAUUCUGCAUUUCAUUUCAUUUUUCAAUCAAAUCAAAAUAAAUUGCAAUUCUGUUAAACAUUUGAUUGUAAGCAGAAAUGUAUUUUGUAACUUUUAUAAUAUUUUAUGUUAGCACAUAGGAAAAAAGAUCAAACCUGAAUCUUAAAAUACUGUUUUAAUUUUAUUUGGUUAAUAGCAUAUUUAUUUAUUUAUUUUUUUGCUAACAUUUGUUUAUGAAAUCUUUCUGCUGUUGAUCUCAAAUUAAUUUGAUAUUUUGUACUUGAAACUUGUCUUAUUUGUUGUGAUGGUUUUUAUGAUCUGUCUCAUUAUUUAAUAUGAUAGAACUAUUGAAAUCUGAUUCUAAUACAUAUCCUGUGUCUAAGCUUUGUCUAAAAGGAUCUAAGAUGCUCAGUUCUCUUUUCAGCUUUAAAGACAUUUAAGGGGGUCUCAUUGGGGGUUCUGAUCUCAGAUCCCACUUACGGUACUGUUUUGUCAGAUUCCCGUAUCCCGCUUACACUAUGAACGUAAGCAAUUCUCAUUUUUUUGUAAAUUCCUGUGUCCCGCUAGACUUCAUUUCCCGUUUUCACUGCACUAUAAUUUGACUUUCAUGCUUACAAAAAUACAGCAAUGAGACCCAAAUUAAGGAUCAUCUGGUUUUUAAAAAAAUUUGAAGGCUAAAAUUUCAUUACAAAAUUGGCCAAUCACCAGAACAAAAAGAGAAAUGGACUGUUGUCUUUGUAAGGAAAGCUUGAACUCCAGAUCUAUAUUGUAAUCAGAUUGUAACUAUUCCAUAAGUUAUUAUGUACUGUUACUGGUACGUAAAUGUUUAAAGAAUUUUGGCUACUUAUUUUCUUAAUCAUGCUUACUGAAAUCUUUUUUAUGUCGGUAUCAGAAAUAUGAUCUAUAUGCUUUUAGGUCUGUUCUAUUUUGCUAUAAUGUGCAGAGCUGGGAUGGAUCUAGUCCAAAUAAAUAUGACGUCUUGAAAGGUUAUUUAUUUUUUUUGCUUUGACGAAUUAUAUCCUUUCAAGAUGUCAUAAUUAUUUGGACUAGGAUGGAUCAAAUUCUUCAGCAUAGCAUGGCAAAUAGUUGUCAUCAUUUGUACUUCUAAAUAGUACAAACUUACAUUCAAUUACGGAAAAGUCUGUAAAAGGUCUAUAUUUUUAUAUACUAGUAAAUGAAAUGGAUUGAUAUGAAUUGGCUGCUUUUUAAAUGUAUGAUCUUCGUACACAUGUUAUUCUCAAAUUCAGCUUGGUGCUUUUUUUCUUUAUAACCUUUUCAUUGUGCUGUUCCAAUCCUGUUUAGAUGUAAGACAUACUUGUGAGUGAAACAUUA
Messenger RNA from Mytilus trossulus (common blue mussel), 3952 nucleotides. RefSeq lists its product as uncharacterized. Gene Ontology annotation, cellular component: cytosol. NCBI's taxonomy places the organism in Eukaryota, Metazoa, Mollusca, Bivalvia, Mytilida, Mytilidae. Gene Ontology annotation, biological process: apoptotic process; positive regulation of apoptotic process; hippo signaling. The record is from RefSeq and is a predicted model, not a curated record. The transcript has 7 exons. Gene Ontology annotation, molecular function: protein binding; molecular adaptor activity. Bases 409 to 2604 code for a protein of 731 amino acids.